Magnolia sinica is the source of this 3168-nucleotide messenger RNA. RefSeq names its product probable inactive leucine-rich repeat receptor-like protein kinase At3g03770. Gene Ontology annotation, molecular function: protein binding; protein kinase activity; ATP binding. The transcript has 7 exons. The record is from RefSeq and is a predicted model, not a curated record. Gene Ontology annotation, biological process: protein phosphorylation. Bases 603 to 2939 code for a protein of 778 amino acids. NCBI's taxonomy places the organism in Eukaryota, Viridiplantae, Streptophyta, Magnoliopsida, Magnoliales, Magnoliaceae.
UGGUGUGUGGUACACCAGCCAAUCCGCUUACGAGAGAGAUUGCUGUUGCUGCGGCUGCUGGUACUGCUACUGGUAGUGGUAGUGUUACAUACCUAUCUCCAUUAAUGCUGGGAAAAAGGACCAAAGUCUUCAACGAAGAAGAACAUGUUAUAGCUCUAACAUCCUCCAUGAAAACCCACUUCACAAAUCCAAAGAUUUCCAUUGAAAACGCUCUCAUUAUUAGAAAAAUCAUGAAUUUCACAUUUCUCCUUCAUGGGGUUUCUCUAGCUUGCUGAAAAAUUCAAAUUUUCCUGCUAAAACAGAUCUUUACUCCUCAAAAAGAACUGUUUUUGUGCAUUUCUUCUGUUGCUCUUUCUUGGGUUUUCUCCAAUUUGAAAAAAAAAAUAAAAUCGCUUCUUAGUCAUCUAAAGCUGAAAUUUCCAGCAUAUGCUCUGUAUUUCCUUCUGGGUUCUUCUCUAGAGUAAAAAAAUAAAAAAUCCUCAGCUGAAGCAUCGAAUCUUCUUUUUUUUCAUAUGAUUCUGUCUUUUUCAUGGCUUUUCUCUGACUGAAAAGGCUCAGUAUUUCCAUUGAAAUCACCUCAAAAGCCAUCUUCUUUCCUAUCAAUGGCAUAUUCUGGAGCAUUUCUAAUCGUUGCCCUUUCAUGGUUUCUCUUAAUUUCCGAUACACAUCAAUUGCAAUCCUCCCAAACCGAGGUUCUUCAGCAGCUUAGGAAGCAGUUGGAAUACCCAAAACCGUUGGAAACUUGGAAUUACAUGGGGGACCUCUGCAACACGACUUCCUCUCCAGCUUUACGCAUUGCAUGCGUCGGGAAUUCUGUCACGGAGCUCCAUAUCAUGGGCGAAAGGUCCGCCAAGGUUAGUACAUUCGACGAUGGCUCUUCAGUCCCAAAUCAGACUCUAUCACAGGAUUUCUCAAUAGAUUCUUUCGUCACUACUCUGACGAGGCUAACCAACUUGAGAGUAGUCAGCUUGGUCUCAAUGGGGAUAUGGGGCCCGCUUCCUGAUAAAAUCCAUCGUUUGUAUUCGCUUGAAGUUCUUGAUUUGAGUUCGAAUUUUCUGUACGGUUCGAUUCCUCCCAAGAUUGCUGCAAUGGUAAAGCUUCAGUCUUUGACACUGGAUGGCAAUUUCUUUAAUGACACGGUCCCAGAUUGGUUAGAUUCGUUCUCGAAUUUGACGAUGUUGAGCUUGAAGAACAAUCAUUUGAAUGGGCCAUUCCCACCAUCAAUCGGAAGAAUCAGGACUCUUACUGAUCUUGCUAUGUCGCACAAUCAUAUAUCCGGUGGAUUACCUGACUUGAGCAGCUUAACUAGCCUUAAGGUAUUGGAUUUGAGAGAGAACAGAUUAGAUUCUGCAUUACCGCUCAUGCCCAAGGGGCUCAUCACCGUUCUGUUGAGUAGGAAUUCAUUUUCCAGUGAAAUUCCUCAGCAAUUUGGUGAACUGAAUCAGCUUCAACGCCUCGAUCUCUCAUUCAAUUUUCUCCGAGGAAAGCUGCCUGCAGCACUGUUCUCUUUACCGAACAUCAGUUAUUUCAAUUUAGCGUCCAAUAUGCUAAGUGGGUCACUGCCUGGCAGUCUAAGCUGCAGCGGUGAACUUGGGUUUGUUGAUAUUUCCACUAAUAGAUUGACGGGUGGAUUGCCUUUGUGCUUGAGUUCUAAUUCGAACAAGCUGUUUGUCAAAUAUGAUGGGAAUUGUCUGUCUGUCGAUCCUCAGCAUCAGCAUAACGAAUCAUAUUGCGAAGAAAUCGGUGUAAAAAAGAUGUCUGGUGCCAACAGGAUAGGGGUGUUGGUUGGUGUCAUUGGGGGAGUUGCUGUUGUUUUGUUACUACUCGGCCUUGGAUUUCUGGUUUUCUACAGAAGGUAUCGUCUGCGAGGGAAGUCAGAACAGCAUCUAUUGCCAAAGCCUGUUCUGGAAAACAGAUCGAUGGGAUUAUCCUCUGAAGUUCUUGCAAAUGCAAGAUUUAUUUCUCAAGCAAUGAAGCUAGGGACGCAGGGUUCCCCGCUGUUCCGAAUGUUUUCUUUAGAAGAGUUAAAAGAAGCGACGAACAACUUCCAUGAGUCAACGUAUAUGGGUGAUGGUUCAAUUGGGAAGCUCUAUAAGGGAAGAUUGGAUAAUGGGAGCUAUGUCGUAAUACGGUGUUUGGCAUUCUUUAGGAGAUAUCCUUUUCAAAAUCUUAAACUUCGGUUGGAUUUACUCUCAAAGCUUCAACACCCACAUUUGGUCUUUCUUUUGGGGCACUGCAUUGAUUGUCCCCAAGAUGAUUCAACCAUCAACAGAGUCUUUCUUAUUUAUGAGUAUAUACCCAAUGGGAAUCUCCGUUCUCAUCUUUCUGAUCAGGAUCCUGAGAAUGUUCUUAAAUGGUCAGAGAGAUUGGCAGUUCUGAUAGGUGCUGCGAAGGCUGUCCACUUCCUACAUAUGGGGGUAAUUCCUGGUUUCUUCAAUAAUCGUUUGAAGAUCAAUAACAUUUUGUUAGAUGAGCAUCGCAUUGCAAAAUUGAGUGAUUACGGACUUUCCAUUAUUACUGAAGAAAUCGACAAACGUGAGAUGAGGGGUGAUGGACAUAAAUCAUCUUUUCUUGAAAGUAAAUCUCGUUCAUGGCAAACAACAAAAUUAGAGGAUGAUGUUUAUAGCUUUGGUUUCAUACUACUUGAGACACUUAUUGGAUCUAUAGUAUCAGAAAGAGAAGAGGCAUUUCUUCUUAAUGAAAUGGCUUCAUCAUUCAAUAGCCAAGAUGGGCGGAAGCGCAUUGUGGACCCGAUUGUACUCAUGACGUCUGCGCAAGAAUCAUUAUCAAUUGUAAUCUCCAUAACCAACAAAUGCAUAUGUUCUGAACCAUCGGCUCGUCCAUCCAUAGAAGACGUUCUAUGGAACUUGCAGUAUGCAGCACAAGUGCAGGCGACUGCAGAUGGCGAUCAGAGAUCUGAAGUCAUAUCCCAGCUGUAAAUGGGGUCCAAAUUGUAGGAGCUUGCCUUCGGAAUCUCUUCCUUUCGAGGGUAUAGAUAAGGAGAGGAAAUCGACGGAGUCUACACAUCAUUGCAUGCUUUCGGGCCUUUGUAAACAUGUAAAUGGGCAUAUCGAGUAUGCUCCCUUUCUCCUUCAAAUUUAUUCAUUGGAAGUGUAUUAUAAAAGACAUUAUUACAUGAUUUUGCAUGUUUCCACCUUCAGUUUCUUC